AUGGUCGAAGACACAUCCAGUCUCGACAAAGCUGCGUGGGAGGACUUUGACGGACAGAAAACGGAAAGUCGCCGCAAAGACUCGAUCGGCCGUUCCUUUGUCACCAAAGCAGAUGGACGAAAUCGAGGGUUGUCCAUCAAUCAAGAGACCCCGACCGAAUCGGGAGGUCUGGAUGUAAUGCAGAUGAGCAGCAGGGGCACGAUUGAGGUUGAUUCUUCGGCCAUGGAAUGGCCGCAGCAUCAACCUUCGUUACAGUGUGACGAGACGGCCCACACCAGAGAGGACCUUCCCGUAGCUGAGGGUGCUAUUGUUCCAGCCACAUGGAGAGACGAUCAACAAUGGUGGGACACUGUUCAGUUUCGCAUACAGCAGACUGUGCGACUCUGGCAGUCCAUCGCACCCACUCUGUCCGCGACCCUCGACUCAGACAGGCUGGAGAAAAUGGUCCGCUGCCACCACAUGACCUUCUCCGCAGUCUGCUCAGUGAAGAAAGCCGCCACCACUCGAGAGUCGCAGGAGGAAGCACUAAGAUUUGAACAGCUGAUGAGGAAAGGUUGCAAAGCUUUGCAAGCGAACAAAGUCAAGGAAGCUUUCAAGCUGUUUGACGAGGCCUUCUCAUACCUGAAGCCAAUUCUGAUCUUGCAAAAUAUCCGCGGGCAGCCGAUGUUGUGCCGCCUUAUUGCUGAAUUCUCUGGGCCGCUCUUCGUGCCGCUGUGGCACCGGGUCUACCAGUAUAUCAUUGGGCUUGCAGAAGUGUUGGUCAGUCCAGACAACCCGUUCGGACAAAGUGCGGAUUUGUUUAUUCGAUCGCCACUCCCGUUGGCUGACGCGUCAGAAAUGGUCCUUCGGUGUAUCCUCGACGUGGUGCAGACACAACUCGGAGUACUGCAUCCAGAUGCCAUGGAUUGCCUGGAGUGCCUGGCUUGGUGUCUGUUUGAAAGGGGUCGUGAACAGGAAGCUCUGGCCCGCUUUGCAGAGCUGCUACAAAGGCAGGAAUCCGCCAGGGGCCCCAUGUCUCCCGAGGCAUGCGAUGCCCUUCGCGGACUUGCUGAGACCCAUGUGCGGCUGGGUGACCUCGACACGGCUGAGGACAUUUUUGACGAGGUACUUAGUUGGCGAAGCUUGAGGGGCGGCAGGACGAACCCACAGGUGACGGCAGUCAGGGUCAAGUGCUUACUUUCGCUGUCUCUGCUUGCCGAGCGAAGGCAGAAUUCGUUUCGUGCUCGCUGGCUGUUGCAUCAAGCCGCUCAAACAACAUCCUUGGCAUUCGGAAAAGAUGGUCAGAUGGCUGCAGAAGCUGGGGUCGACGCGAAGCCUCUGGGACCGGAUCUACGAGAAGAAGUCAGGAGGUUGCUGGACACUGUGGAGUCGUGGUCGCUAGAUUGA
This is a messenger RNA of Cladophialophora bantiana CBS 173.52, 1386 nucleotides long. RefSeq lists its product as uncharacterized. NCBI's taxonomy places the organism in Eukaryota, Fungi, Ascomycota, Eurotiomycetes, Chaetothyriales, Herpotrichiellaceae. The transcript is spliced from 2 exons. Gene Ontology annotation, molecular function: protein binding. The coding region runs from base 1 to 1386 and encodes 461 amino acids. The record is from RefSeq and is a predicted model, not a curated record.